CAGUCGACCAGCGAACACCGACGACUACGACGAAGGCGACAGCCCGACAUAGUUGUACAUUGUACAAUUUACUUGUCUCAGGUGAAUCGGCCCGUCUGUUAUUAUAAUAUACAUAAUAUAUUGAAUAGCCGCAAAGGCCGUACACGUGCCGCGAAAUGGGAUGCGCCGGAAGCAAUCCUCUGCCGGCUAGCGAUACGAUGAUGGCGUCAGCCACUUCCGACAGUCGCACGGUCACAGCCGACGUGCCACCGAUGUCCGACGCAGACAAAGCGUGUUCGAUUGUCCAGAAGGUGGUUGGAAGUGUCAACAUCGACGAUGUGGUCAAGAAGAUCCAAGACGUCGGCGGAAGCAUGGAAAACUUGGUGGACGAGACUCAAGAAAAGUUCAGUUCAUUAUUUGGAAAAGCAGAACAACAAGUUGAAGAUGUAGAAAAAUCAGUAGAAGAAAAAGUAAACGAUGUUACUUCAACUAUGCCAGAAAAACCUAAAAUACAAGAAGUUAUUCUUCUUACAGUUGAAGAAACUAGAAUAAUACCAAUAGAUUUAAUCAAAUCAGAAAUUCUAACAAAUGGAAAUGAUUCCGUAUUUGAAGGGGUAAAUAACAGAAUAAAAGAAGAACAGACAGAAAUAAAAACAGAAGAUUCUCUUAUUGAUGCAAAUGUAAAACAAAAUGAUAAAGAAGAUGAUGAAGUUGAAGAAAAAAAAGACGAAGAACAAGUUGAAGAAGAAAAAGUCGAAGAAGUAAAUGUCGAAGGAGAAGAAGGGAAAAAAUCUGAUGAAGAAUUAGAAGCAGGAGAAGAAGUUGCUGAAAAAGAAAACGACAAAGAAAAUGAAGAGAAAAGUAAUGAAGUAGAAGAGUAAAUAUCAAAUUAUGUAAAAUAAUUAAAGGAUGGCUCAAAAAUAUAUUUAAUACAUUUUAUAAAAAGAAAAAGCUUUUUAAAAG
This is a messenger RNA of Rhopalosiphum maidis (corn leaf aphid), 942 nucleotides long. Its product is annotated as FK506-binding nuclear protein-like. The coding region runs from base 156 to 860 and encodes 234 amino acids. The transcript is spliced from 3 exons. NCBI's taxonomy places the organism in Eukaryota, Metazoa, Arthropoda, Insecta, Hemiptera, Aphididae. The record is from RefSeq and is a predicted model, not a curated record.